AUGUCGUUAAAUAAACUUUCUAAAUGUUUUUUGAUAAAUGUAUUAUCAGCAAAUCGACUUUCCCGAGCUUCAAUUGUCGGUAAUAAAUUGAGAUUUAGUACUAAAUCAGCUGCAUCUGACCAUGAUGAUCCGGAUGCUGGCGCGCGCCGUCUUUCUUCUCGGUCUGAGCACUUAUCCCGUGUUAAGGAAUUCAAAGAAUCUGGUUUAAUAGUUACUGGCGGUGCAAUCUUAUCGGAUACUAAAUCCGAAGAUGCAACGAUGAUCGGUAGUGUUAUGAUAAUGGAGGCUGAUAAUGAAGAUGAAGUAAGGAAAUAUAUUGAAGAAGAUCCAUAUGUUAUCAAUAAAGUUUGGGCUGGAUAUGAAAUUUUAGGAUUUAAGUUGGCAAAUGUAUAA
This is a messenger RNA of Cetraspora pellucida, 393 nucleotides long. NCBI's taxonomy places the organism in Eukaryota, Fungi, Glomeromycota, Glomeromycetes, Diversisporales, Gigasporaceae. The record is from the annotation of a GenBank genome assembly.